Messenger RNA from Thlaspi arvense, 519 nucleotides. The record is from the annotation of a GenBank genome assembly. Lineage: Eukaryota; Viridiplantae; Streptophyta; Magnoliopsida; Brassicales; Brassicaceae.
AGGAGAACACAAGGGAAAAUAUUCAAACAAACAAACUUCACUCAAUACCCAAAGAAGAGAGAGAUGGCAACGUCAGGAACAUAUGUGACGGAGGUUCCAUUGAAGGGAUCGGCGGAGAAACACUACAAGCGGUGGAAGCAUGAGAACCACCUCUUCCCCGAAGCCGUUGGCUCUCACAUUCAAAAAGUCACCGUCCACGAAGGCGAGUGGGACUCUCAUGGAAGCAUCAAGACUUGGAACUACACAUGCGAUGGAAAACAGGAGGUGUUCAAGGAGAGAAGAGAAAAUGACGAUGAUAAUAUGGCGGUAACGCUCAGGGGACUCGACGGUCACGUGAUGGAGGAGCUUAAAGUCUAUGACUGCAUAUUUCAGUUCAUUCAAAAGUCGCCUGAUGAUAUCGUCUGCAAGAUCACAAUGAUAUGGGAAAAGCGAACCGAUGACUCGCCUGAGCCCAUCAACUACAUGAAGUUCAUCAAGAGCAUGGCUGCUGAAAUGGACCACCACGUCCUCAAAGCUUAA